ACCCUCCGGAUGCCGUGACGCCGGUCAGACGGAGCGCGCGGGUCACGAGUGCCAGCUCAGCGGGUGGCGACGGCGACAUGGCCUCCGAGGCCGACGUGCGGGCCGGGCUGCAGCGCGCGGGUCAGGGCCACCUGCUGCGCUUCUGGGCCGAGCUGGGCCCGGAGCCGCGCGCUGCGCUGCUGACCGAGCUGGCGCCUCUGGACCCCGAUGCACUACGCGAGCACUGCGCCUCGGCGGCAGAGGCCUGCGCGCGCGCCCCCGGCCCCACGCCCGGCCUGGCCGAGCGCCUGCGGCCCCUGUCCCCCGAGAGCAUGGGCAGCGCGAGCUGCGGCGACCCGGAGGCGCGGCGGCGCUGGGAGGAGGAAGGUUUCCGCCAGAUCGCCCUGAGCAAGGUGGCCGUGCUGCUGCUGGCUGGCGGGCAGGGCACGCGCCUGGGGGUCACCUACCCGAAGGGCAUGUACCAGGUGGGGCUGCCCAGUGGGAAGACCCUGUACCAGCUGCAGGCCGAGCGGAUCCGACGAGUCGAGCAGCUGGCUGGCGAGCGCCACGGGACCCACUGCACCGUUCCCUGGUACAUCAUGACCAGCGAGUUUACGCUGGGGCCCACGGCCAGAUUCUUCAAGGAGCAUGACUUCUUCCACCUGGACCCUGCCAAUGUGGUCCUGUUCGAGCAACGCAUGCUGCCCGCCGUGACCUUCGACGGCAAGGCCAUCCUGGAGCGGAAAGACAAGGUUGCCAUGGCCCCAGAUGGCAACGGGGGCCUGUACCGCGCGCUGGCGGACCACCAGGUCCUCGAAGACAUGGAGCGCCGUGGAGUGGAGUUCGUGCACGUGUACUGUGUGGACAACAUCCUAGUGCGGCUGGCUGAUCCAAUGUUCAUCGGCUUCUGCGUGCUGCGGGGCGCGGACUGUGGCGCCAAGGUGGUGGAAAAGGCCUACGCCGAGGAGCCUGUGGGCGUGGUGUGCCUGGUGGACGGCGUCCCCCAAGUGGUGGAGUACAGCGAGAUCAGCCCUGAGAUCGCAGGGCUGCGUGGGGCCGACGGGGGUCUGCUCUACAGUGCGGGCAACAUGUGCAACCACUUCUUCACGCGAGGCUUCCUGCAGAGGGUCACCAGGGAGUUUGAGCCUUUGCUGAAACCACACGUGGCUGUGAAGAAGGUCCCGUACGUGGACGAGGAGGGAAAUCUGGUAAAGCCGCUAAAACCGAACGGGAUAAAGAUGGAGAAGUUUGUGUUUGAUGUGUUCCAGUUUGCUAAGAACUUCGUUGCCUUCGAAGUCUCCAGGGAGGAGGAGUUUUCCCCCCUGAAGAAUGCCGACUCAGCAGCCAGGGACAACCCCUCCACCGCCAGGCGGGCCCUGCUCACACAGCACCACCAGUGGGCACUGCAGGCUGGGGCCCGCUUCCUGGAUGCACGGGGGGCCCAGCUUCCUGAGCAGCCUGGCUUGCCCCAAAAUGGAGACCCUCCGGCCAUUUGCGAGAUAUCGCCCUUAGUUUCUUACUCUGGAGAGGGUUUGGAGGCCUAUCUUCGAGGCCGUGAGCUCUGGUCCCCGUUCAUCCUGGAUGAGGACCAGGCCAUAGUGCUGAGGUCACAGGAGGCCUGACCACUCCAAGACUGCCAGCUGGAGGGCCUCAGGGUGGGGACAAAGCCCUGGCCCCCGCUCCAGGCGUGUGUCUCCAGCCUGCAAACACAGAAGGGAACCUGAUGGAGUACCCCACGGUGUACCCUGCAAGGCUGGCACCUCUCUUGCCACCUACAUCGUCGGCAGAUCUGGUGUGGGCCCUUUGGCUCAUUUCUGACUGUAGGACUCUGGGAGGAGGAGGGUUGCAGAGUGGGAGUGGGCAAGAGGAGGCCACGUCAUCCAGGAGGAGCUGCAGAGGGGAAGCUGGCCCUGGCAUCUUGAAGGCCCUGUGUUCUCCACAAAGGACGAAGAGGUGCACAGCCCUGGCAGCCCAGGUCCAGAUCUCAAGUCCCAUUGCCCAGGGUGUGUUUAAGGUGGGCCCCUCCCCCCGGGCAGCUGAACCAGCAACUUGGGAGAGGCUGAUGGUCUUACCUUGCUGGCCCAGCUGAAGCCAGGGGAGGCACCCGGCUGUCCCCGCCCAAGCUGUCCCCGCCCAGGCUGCCCUGCAGGGCCCGCCCUGCCUCUCCCCAGGUUUGUCCCAGGGACUCAGCCUCUCAGCUACUGGCAGGUGAUUUGACCGCUGAGUUCAGAGCUGUCCCCCAGAACCUGUCCCCACACUGGGGCCUCCUGGUUGCAGGUCCUCCCAAGCUACCCCUGCUGGGCAUGCAGCCUCCACAUUCCAGGCCCUGGGCCUGGACCAGGACCAGGACCAGGACCAGGACCAGGCUCUGGCUCUGGCUCUGGCUCUGGCUGUCUCCUCUGCUGUGGCCGCUCUGAGGGCAGUGCCUCUCAUUCACCUGUGUUCCCCACUUAUGUAAGGAGCUCUGAGUGUUAAGUCAUGCCACAGCCCCCAGUGGGGACCGGUCUUCCCCAUCAGGAGAGGGUGUCAGGGGGGUUCAUCCUGUGGCCUGGAGUCCUUGAGCCAGCUGGGGCGGAAGAGCAGGGUCAAGCCCACACUAGCCACGAGGGGACCAUCACCUGGGCUGUGCCAGGCCUCUGGCCACAAACCUCAGAGGAAACCGUGCGCCUUAGUAGCCUCCCAGGGGACCGCAGGCACGCAGUGGGCCCGCACAGGGCUUGCACCGAGCACGUCUGGCCGGAGUCCUUGCCCACCUGCUCCUCAGGGCCGAAACGAGAGCUGCGCGAGCAGUGGGGCAAACGCCUAAACAUGACUGUGUGAACCCGCAGAGCUGGGGAGUCCCGGGUACCCCGCAGUUUCCCAUUCAUCCUUCCCUGGCGAAGCCCGGCUGUGCCCUCCCCGCGGGGCUCUCCCUCGGGCCCUCCACACCAACACCCGCCAUCCCCGAGCCCAGACCGUCCCGAGACAAGGACUGAAAGCGCGCCCCUCUCCGCACGCUCAGCUGGGACGUCCCGGAAUAAACCCGGAGCUCCGUCUGGCCCUCC
This is a messenger RNA of Chinchilla lanigera (long-tailed chinchilla), 3023 nucleotides long. It is a transcript of the gene Uap1l1, whose product is annotated as UDP-N-acetylglucosamine pyrophosphorylase 1 like 1. Lineage: Eukaryota; Metazoa; Chordata; Mammalia; Rodentia; Chinchillidae. Gene Ontology annotation, molecular function: UDP-N-acetylglucosamine diphosphorylase activity. The record is from RefSeq and is a predicted model, not a curated record. Bases 78 to 1601 code for a protein of 507 amino acids. Gene Ontology annotation, biological process: UDP-N-acetylglucosamine biosynthetic process. The transcript is spliced from 9 exons.